Bufo gargarizans (Asiatic toad) is the source of this 699-nucleotide messenger RNA. RefSeq lists its product as uncharacterized. The transcript is spliced from 2 exons. Lineage: Eukaryota; Metazoa; Chordata; Amphibia; Anura; Bufonidae. The record is from RefSeq and is a predicted model, not a curated record. Bases 1 to 699 code for a protein of 232 amino acids.
AUGGAGAUUGAUUACUCCACUUUAAAACGAUCCACACUUAAAGAUCUUCUGGAAGCAAGAGGUAUUUCAGCCAGCAACAAAACAAAGGCAACACUUAUCUCUGAAAUAAUGGCAGAAAUCCGAGCAGAGGAUGAUUCGGUCACUGCACAGAGGGACGAGACAGACGGAACAGAGCAAGCAGAGUUCCAAAGGCAGCUCUUAUUCAGAUUGUCAUUUUAUGGGGAGAACCCACCAGUGGAAAUUAUCUCCAAGACAAUGACAGAGGUUCAAGAAUUUAUAACGCGGCAAAGGAGACCACAAACACCAAGCCCAGCAGUGUCUAUGGUGCAAGAGGACGCUUCUAUGUUUGGAUUGGGGGCAGUGCUGAGCCAAGUUGGGGCCGAUGGCGGAGAACACCCCGUGGCUUACAUCAGUCGCAAACUGUUACCCAGAGAAGUAAGCUACGCCGCCAUCGAGAAGGAAUGCCUGGCUGUGGUGUGGGCCCUAAAGAAGUUACAGCCGUAUUUAUAUGGACAGGCUUUUUCCCUGCUCACGGAUCACAACCCGUUAGUAUGGCUGAACCGGGUGGCUGGGGACAAUGCCAGGCUGCUGCGCUGGAGUUUGGCGCUGCAGCCUUUUGACUUUAAUAUUCAGUACCGCCCGGGCAAACAAAAUGGAAACGCUGACGGGUUGUCGAGACAAACUGAUUUGGAAAAAUGA